Messenger RNA from Symbiodinium sp. CCMP2456, 3150 nucleotides. Lineage: Eukaryota; Dinophyceae; Suessiales; Symbiodiniaceae. The record is from the annotation of a GenBank genome assembly.
GCCGUGGCUCUUGCAGACACGAUCGACCUUGACAUCGAGAACUGCUGCUUCACGUUGUUGCUGCAGGUCUUGGAGAAAGUGGAACCGCAACAUGAAUCCUGGCCGAGUGUCAAAGAGGCAUUGCGUCUUUGUGCGACGCAGCGAAAGCAUGUCAUUGAAAACAAGCUGAAGCUAACUUUGCCGGAGGGGAAGUUUGUUUUGCAGAAGGUCUUGAACGGAGGUUUGCCGCCCGACACACUCGCGAGCAAUGCCUUCAUACAGGAGCUGCAGCGAGCAUCUCUUUUUUGUCGCUGGGUGGCUGCGACAUUGUUGAAAGAUACUGCUUGGCCUUCUUUGGUGCAACUGAAGGAGAAGCCGGAUGUGUCGGUCUUGACAUACUUCUGGAACAUCGUCGAGGAUCUAGUGGUGGAAUCCUGGAUCCAGCAGCUCAUGCCUUUAGGAAGCCGACACAUGUCAUUGCAUUUCGAUGGCAUCAGAGUGGACCAUGACGUCGUGAAGCCAGAUGUGCAGGCCUUUUGCAGGAGUUGCACCUCUGCGAUCCAAGAGGACACCGGCUUCACAGUGCACAUUCGUCCGAAGGAGCGACACAGCUUCCAUGCGUUAUUGAAGCAGAUCACUAACGACAAACCAGUGGAAUGUCCUGAAGUCCUUCGUGAGACUGGAAACUGUAUACUGGCAGCUCUACACCAUCUUGGUUUCCAAGAUCAGGCAUCUUCCAUGGCAUCGAUGACAGAUGGGCCCGAACACGUUUUUUUCAGAAGACGCCAGCAAAGACGCUACACGCACGUCGCCGAGAAGCUGAAGCUCCAAAUCUUUCCUCGCGUGCCACCCGCUGAUCUAACGUCAGGCCAAAAGGUGCUUCUCCAUCUCGCCACAGAUGGAAACCCGCACUGCGUCGCCAUGGAAACCCUUCCUGGACAGGAAGUCUGUGUGACGGAUGUGACCGUCAGCUACACUUUUUCUUUGCAGCAUCUUUCGAGUAUGUUGUCGGACGCAACCGAUCGCAAGUACAUCAUCUUGUUCUACGUGAACCAGAAGCCCGACAAGUUUGACAACGACGCAGAAGACGAAGAGUACAGGCUUCUACUGGAAACUCUUGCAGGCGGAAACGAAAAUGAUUACUCGGGAGGAGCUGACGAAGAGGAGGGCGACGUGUUUGUGCGAGACCUAAUUGAUGAUGGCUUCGACGGCGAGCAACAACAAGAAGAUGGCGACGAUGAGAGUAUUACUCACGUCGGUGACGAACUUCUGGCUCUCAUGAAAAAGGAAGUGACAACGUUCCUUCGAGGUCCUGCAGAGCACAUCGCCAAGCAAGGAUGUCAGGCUUGUCCGUUCUGCCCUUUCAGACAAUGGCCAAAGGGAAGAGUCUCGCGGCUAGUCGAUCACGUCCGCAAGUACCACAGUGAACGCAAGCAGUUCGUUGCUUCCGGCACGAAGCAACUCAAACUGGUUAUCUCCUUGCACGAUUUCGACCAAACCGCGGGCCACCCCAGAGCCAACUACUUGAGCCGCAGUGCUGCCAUGCUUCGUCGGACGGUGAACCCUCCGCUGCAGUCGAACAUCACGGAUAUUGAUCGUUACAUCCGGCUGGUCUUCACCGAACGAGGACCCGAGUUCUGGAAUGCAAGUGCUGUUAAGCAACUGACGCUUCGGCGAGUUCGCAAUCUGUAUUAUAGUCGGGGCUUUGCGCAAAUCGUCUUCCAAGAGAUGUUGCUAUGUAAUGCGAAGGUGUAUGCCAUGCACGGCAGACUAGUUGCUCGCUUCCCCGCGGACUCGGCCAGCUUGUUGCCGCGUCACCCAAACCAUUGGUGGCCAUUGAUUGAAGACGUGUUCAAGGCUCACAAAGUUUGUGAUCUGGCGAAGCAACUUCUGGAUGAGACGAUGCGCCACCAGGAGUUCCAGGUCAUCAGCCUGGAUGCUACUUUGCGCUGCUGUCUUCCUGUUCUUGGCCAAGCACAUCCUCGGGCAAGGAAAGAGGACAAGGAGCAGGCCGUGUUCACCGGAGACAAUGCCUUGACACGAGUACUCGCAUGCAGAGGCCGCACCAACGCAGUUCUGGCUCUGCAGGCAGUAUCGUCUGACGAUUCGGCAGCCAUUGCACGCUGCCUUGCAGAUGCUCUGCCGUCCCAGGCACUGGGCCAGAUUCAGUUUAUGUCAGUUGACAAUCCAUCCUUCAAGUGCUUGCAAGAGGUCAAGGUGAUUUGUCCUAAUUUACAAGUCAUGGCCUUGGAUCCUGUCCAUCUAGCUAUGACUGUGGAGUAUGCUUCUAGUCGUAGAAGGACAGGGCUUUCCAAAGCCUUGCGGCAGAUUCUACGAAAGCUGACCGCCCACAGCAGCAAUCUCAAGCCCACAACAUGGGGAGCAAUAUACACCGGGCAGACGUGUGCCUCUCUUACAAGAGAGGAGGAACGGUUGCGUGUACAGAUCGAAGAUCGAAGCGUGCGUCCGCGUGAGGCCCAGUCUGUGCUCGACAACCUCGAGCCAGACGUGCCUUUCUUUUUGCGCGCGGACUGGAUUCGAGCCUUAGCGGCUCUCACUUCUGUCUAUCGCACAGAAGUAGAUCGCGUAGCUCCCGGCCCUAGCCGCAAAGUGUUCCAGCUGCUUCACUCUGCCGCAGCUGCUGGCAGAUCGGAGUGGUAUUUCAACAACUUAAGAAUGCGGCACCUCCUCGAGCCUUCCCGACUGUCUUUGCUCCCAAUAGGGACCACUUCAAACGAAGCUUUGCACCACGAAAUCAAUAACUGGUUUCGUGAGACGCAAAAAAUUCACAAAGCUACACUGUGUUUGAAGUUAUCUAUUAUGCAUCUGGCAAAGCUCUUGUCACACAACACGGCUUUAUAUCGUCCAGCCACACGGCAAAUGUCGGAGUGCGAGAUUCUUUCUAGAUGUUCUUGCCGUGUGCUCUGGACAUUGCCCGAGUGGAAAGCCUGGUGUCAAGAGCUCGGUGUCGAGGCUGGCCUUGUCGGCAAAGCCGAUCUGAGCUUGCAAACGGCACGAGCGGAGCAGAAGUGUCUGGUCCAACAGCGGACGCUGAAGCGGCCAGCGGCCCUAUCGAGUCGUGGUUCCCAGCGUCGUACACCCCACACCCUUGAACGACAAGACUCUCUGCGCAGAGCUGGCAAGCGCACAAAGCAGCACGCGCCAGCGUAG